Momordica charantia (bitter melon) is the source of this 1243-nucleotide messenger RNA. Its product is annotated as non-functional NADPH-dependent codeinone reductase 2. Lineage: Eukaryota; Viridiplantae; Streptophyta; Magnoliopsida; Cucurbitales; Cucurbitaceae. The record is from RefSeq and is a predicted model, not a curated record. Gene Ontology annotation, molecular function: oxidoreductase activity, acting on the CH-OH group of donors, NAD or NADP as acceptor.
UCCGCAAGAAAAUCACAAACACGUGAAGCUCGCCUCCUUCUUACUUGUACGCCAUUCCCUUUAACACAUCCAAUAAAUACGCAGAGUUGAAGUUUAAUUGAGAGAAGGCGGGAAGGCAUGGCAAAUGCGGCGAUAGUGAAUAUGAAUAUGAAUAUGAUGAGCACUACUAUGCCAACAGUGUCGCUCAAGUCUUCCGCGUCCGGGCACAGCGUUCGAAUGCCCAUACUUGGUAUGGGCACGGCGGCCGACCCAUUUGACGCGUCCGCCUUGAAAGCCGCAGUACCCGAGGCCAUCAGGCUUGGUUACCGCCAUUUCGACACCGCUGCAUCAUAUGGCUCCGAGCAACCUCUCGGAGAAGCCAUUGCAGAAGCACUAGAGCUCGGCCUCUUGAGUUCUAGGGAGGAGGUCUUCGUAACAUCCAAGCUCUGGUGUGGCGAUGCCCAUCCUAAUACAGUCCUUCCUGCUCUCCGCAACUCUCUCAGAACAUUGAAGCUGGAGUACCUGGACCUGUAUCUCGUACACUGGCCCAUCAGCCUAAAGCCAGGAAAAGACGACUUCUCCAUACACAGCAGCGACCUGGUUCCAAUGGACUUAGAGUCCGUUUGGGGAGGCAUGGAGGAAUGCCAAAGACUCGGCCUGGCCAGAGCAAUUGGCGUCUGCAACUUCUCUUGCAAGAAGCUCCAAAACCUUCUCUCUUUCUCCAAAAUCCCUCCCGCAGUGAACCAAGUGGAGAUGAGCCCGGUGUGGCAGCAGAGGAAGCUGAGAGAAUUCUGCAAUUCGAAUGGGAUCGUAGUGACGGCCUACUCUCCUCUGGGAGCGAAGGGCGCGUCGUGGGGGACCAGCCAGGUGAUGGACUGCGAAAUUCUCAAGGACAUUGCGGAGGCCACGCACAGGACGGUGGCGCAGGUAUCUCUGAGAUGGGUGUACGAACAAGGGGUGACCCUGCUGGUGAAGAGCACCAACAAGAGGAGAAUGGAAGAGAAUCUGUCCAUUUUUGAUUGGGCGUUGACGGAGGAGCAUCACCGCAGCAUAAAUCAGAUCAAGCAGCAGAGAGGGCUGUCUAGGCACGAUUUCAUCUCCGCCCAUGGGCCCUACAAAUCUAUUCAACAACUAUGGGACGGGGAGUUGUGAUUCUAAUUCUCCCCUUCUAACCAGUCCAUUUCUGAAACCCAAAUCAACUCUUGUCAAAGUUUGAACCAGUAUAAUGAAAUGGGCCAGCGGCCCAACGCUGUUUCAACAAAAA